Messenger RNA from Staurois parvus, 614 nucleotides. The record is from the annotation of a GenBank genome assembly. NCBI's taxonomy places the organism in Eukaryota, Metazoa, Chordata, Amphibia, Anura, Ranidae.
AUGACUCGGUCCUGUAGUAGGGCUGCGUCUCGGGCCGGAUCCUGACUCGGUGCCCGCUGUCGUGCCAGGGAUGACUCGGUGCCGCUGUAGCCAGAUGACUGCCGUCUGCCGGGGCCGGCUCCUGAGUGGUGGGCUGCCGUCUCGGUGCCCGCUGUCCGAGUUGGCUGACUCGGUGCCCUCCUGUCGUAGCUUGUGGACUCGGUGCCCGCUGUCGAGCUUGGUGACUCGGUGCCCGCUGUCGAGCCAGGUGACUCGGUGCCCGCUGUCGUGCUAGAUGGCUCGGUGCCCGCUGUCGUGCUAGAUGGCUCGGUGCCCGCUGUCGUGCCAGAUGACUCGGUGCCCGCUGUCGUGCCUGAUGGGCCGGUGCCUGCUGCCCCGCCUGAUGGGCCGGUGCCUGCUGCCCCGCCUGAUGGGCCGGUGCCUGCUGCCCCGCCUGAUGGGCCGGUGCCUGCUGCCCCGCCUGAUGGGCCGGUGCCUGCUGCCCCGCCUGAUGGGCCGGUGCCUGCUGCCCCGCCUGAUGGGCCGGUGCCUCUGCUGCCCCGCCUGAUGGGCCGGUGCCUGCUGCCCGCCUGAUGGGCCGGUGCCUGCUGCCCCGCCUGAUGGGCCGGUGCCUG